CCAACACCAGUGGGGGGGUCCGUAGGGGCCCCCCCUCGACGUCAAAAUUUUUGCCCAGGGGCCCCUUAACAGGCUAAUCCGUUCAUGGAAACAAGCUCAAGCUCCGUCCUACCCUGCUCCACCUUUUUAUUUCCCCCUCCUUUUUUUCCCCCGGUAAACUCAGCAGUGAUAUAUCUUGUUCAUAGAAGAUCUUCGACGUGGAGGGCGAGAGGAAAGGGAGGGGUCGGAAAUCGAGAGCAUGUGCUGCAUGACUCACGAGUGCGGCUGGAAACGAGUCGGACUACUCACUGUACCUCGCAGGAUCAAGUUUUGGACGCCCCGGACAGAGUCACACGGAGUUUCAGUUUUAAGACCUGGGCUAGCGGCGUGCGUUAGUUUCCUCCGCCCAGGUUGGCAGUUAAGAAGUAACCAUGAAUAGUUCAGACAUGGUGCCUUUAACAACAGACCCAACAUAUACGACCGCAACUGUGGCAGAGAUAUCAAAUACGCGGCCUUUAACAUCACUUCCCACACAUGCAGACACCACCGUGAUUCAGGUGGUAACGACAGCAGUCCCCACAAGUCCGGACUCUGCAGUUGUUGCAGUGGUCAUUGUUCUCAUCCUGGUGACGGUAGCUGCUUUGGGCUUCCUGCUUUACCGGUAUCUCUGCCACAAUAAAGGAGACUACAGGACGACAGGGGAGCUGGCUCCGGGAGAGGACCCCGAUGAGGAGUACAAUAACCAGGCUGCGAGUGAAAAGAAGGAAUACUUCAUAUGAAUGUGGUGGAUGACUUGCAGAUAGUGAGUGGGGCUUAAGAAAGAAAUAGUAUGUGGAGGCCUGAGAAGAAACAGGACUCUGUUUUUUUUGUUUUGUUUUUUUUUCCGUGUUUUGAGGGAAGGCUGCUACUUGCUGCACACUGGUUAGAGGAAUACCUUGUGUAAGAUUUUGUUUUAAAAAAAAAAACAAACAAAAAAAGCACAAGUGCACAAUAAAAAAACCAAAGAUGAAAUUAUUACUUUAGGAGUCAAUAUUGAUAGAUUUGGAGCAGGUGAGAGACAACAGGUUGUGUAUAGACUAGCAGAGCUAGGCAUGAAACAGGUGGUGGGGUUUUAAAAUGUCUACAGUCACUUACAUGAUCAGUAAAUACUCAGCAUGCUAUUAAAAUGUCAGAUAAGCUUGUAUGUUACACUGUUUAUCAGCUGUGUUUCGGUUUUUCUCUUUAGUAUCUGCACUAUGUUGUUUCAUUCAGACAUUCUAUACUUUUGCCAAACAGAUCUUGUACAAGACAAGUUACUUUCAUAUUGAUUUGCUUUUAAAAUUGUUGUUUUUCAAUGCAGUUCUUUUAAAAAGCUAGUCAAAAACAAUGUCCUGCUUUGAGUAAAGGACAGCAAACUUUA
Molecule: messenger RNA, 1378 nt
Organism: Xiphias gladius (swordfish)
Lineage: Eukaryota; Metazoa; Chordata; Actinopteri; Istiophoriformes; Xiphiidae
Product: cell adhesion molecule 2-like
Exons: 6
Coding region: 411-758 (115 amino acids)
Source: RefSeq, a predicted model, not a curated record